Papaver somniferum (opium poppy) is the source of this 2904-nucleotide messenger RNA. RefSeq lists its product as uncharacterized. The coding region runs from base 1 to 2904 and encodes 967 amino acids. The transcript has 7 exons. The record is from RefSeq and is a predicted model, not a curated record. NCBI's taxonomy places the organism in Eukaryota, Viridiplantae, Streptophyta, Magnoliopsida, Ranunculales, Papaveraceae.
AUGUGGCUUUCCCAUCCAGGUUUUAUGCAGUUGGUUUACGAGAACUGGAGUUUUGAUCUUAAUGGUGCUCCCCCUUUUGUUUUUACUUCUAAGCUGAAGAGAUUAAAGGAGGUGUUGAAGAUUUGGAAUAAAACUGUUUUUGGAGAUGUGAAAUUUCGCUUGAAGCAGGAUGAAUUGAAACUUGAAAUUGAGAAUGAUCUUCUUGAUUAUGAUCCGGCUGAUGAGUUUCAAUUCCUAAAGGUUGCGGAUGCCAAAAAGGCUGUUGAUGAUGUGAGAACGGAGUUGGCAAUUAUGCUUAAGAUGAAGUCGAGAGUAACUUGGUUGGAGGAUGGUGACCAAAAUACUCGUUUCUUUCAUAAUAGCAUCCGCAUGAGGAGAAGUAAAAAUACCAUCUCACAGUUUAAGGUUUCUAACGAUACUACUUUGUUUUUGCAGGAUGAGAUAAAGGAUUUCAUUGUUAAUCAUUAUCAGGCCAAGUUCAAUGGUGGUGACGUUCAUAUUGAUCCAGUUUUAUUUGAUAUUGAACAUGAGAGCAUUUUAGUUGCUGAGAGUGCUUAUAUGGAUGCUAUUCCAUCUUUGGAGGAAGUUAGAGUGGCGGUUUUUGACUUGGGAGCUGAUUCUGCGCCUGGCCCAAAUGGAUUCACAGGUUCUUUCUAUAGACAGUGUUGGGACAUUAUUUCUAGAGAUCUCUUUAAUGCCAUUGCAAAUUGUUGGAUUGGUACUGUACUAAGUAAGCUGAUCUCUGAAGAUCAAGUGGCGUUUAUGAAGGGUAUAAACAUACAUGAGAAUAUAGCUUUGGCGUCUGAAUUGAUCAAUGAGAUCAAUACGGAGAGGAAGCAUGGGAAUGUUAGCCUCAAACUGGAUAUUGCUCAAGCUUUUGAUACAGUAAGUUGGGAUUUCAUAGCUGAAGUUUUUCGUCAAUAUGGCUUUUCCGAUUCUUGGUGCAUGUGGGUUCUUAAUAUCCUUAGCUCAGCUCGGAUUUCUGUCAUGAUUAAUGGAUGCCCAGAAGGUUAUUUCAGUAUUACUAGAGGUCUGCGUCAAGGUGAUCCUCUCUCACCUUUGAUCUUUGUUCUUAUUGAAGAUGUUUUAAGUCGCAAUAUUUCCAAGUUGUUUGCAAAUAAUAGUAUGAAUGUUAUGGUUAGUAAGAAAGGAGUGGCGCCUACUCACUUACUUUUCGCGGAUGAUAUCCUUAUUUUCUGCAAAGGUAAUCUUCAUAGUUUGCAAAAUUUGAAAAAUAUGCUUGUUUUGUAUGAACGUGCGUCUGGUCAGUACGUAAACUUUGCAAAGAGCAAGUUUUAUUUUGGAGGUGAUAUAAUUUCUCGUGCUAUUGCUAUUUCUAACUAUUUGAGUAUGGAGAGAGUUAUGUUUCCUGACAAAUACUUAGGUAUUCAAUUGAAACCUGGAAUUGUUCGGCAUAUUCACGUUCGCCAAGUGGUUGAGAAGAUUAUGGACAAGUUGGCUGGCUGGAAAGGUAAACUUUUAUCAUUUCAAGCGAGGAUUGUGCUAAUUAAAUCGGUGAUUUCUAGUUAUGUUAUUCAUUCUAUGGUUGUUUAUAAGUGGCCAUGCACGGUUAUUAAGCAAGUUGAGAGGGCCAUUAGAAAUUUUCUUUGGUCCGGGGAUGCUAAGAAACGUAAAUAUUUUACGGUUCUAUAUGAUGAUCUAUGCCUCUCAAAGCGUGAAGGUGGUCUUGGCAUUAAGAAGUUAAAUGAUGUUAAUAGGGCUAUGCUAAUGAAGCUUUGGAUUUCUAUUCGGGAUUCAAACAAGAUUUGGGCCAGAUUUUUGAGGUCCAAAUACUUUAAGGUCAAUGGAAAUCUGAUAAAUUAUAAGUUGGGUUCUUCGGUUUUUCCUGGAAUUCGCUUGGUUUACAAUUUUGUGCAGAAGCAUACACGCUCAAUUAUAGUUCAAUGGCUUGGCUUUAAAGGGAGAGUUUAUCAGGUAAUUCAUGAUAAUUCAGUUAGAAUGAAGGGCCACAUGUAUAAUACUUUACAAGAGUUACGCAUUCUGAAUUAUUUCAAGGUGCGGCAUAGAUCACGCAAAACGUCUACCCCAAUUGAGAUUAGUUGGAUUCCUCCUAAUCAAGAUGAAAUCAUGAUCUGUUUUGAUGGUGCAUCUUUUGGAAACCCAGAACAAGCUGGUUCAGGUGUUGUUUUCCGUGAUGCAAGUUCAGAGGUGCUUGGUGUUCUUUGUGUUGGCCUUGGUUGGAAAACCAAUUUAUAUGCGGAAGACUCUGAGGUGCCUACUGGGACUGAGGUGGCUGUGGUGCCUGAGGAUGUUGUGGACCCUGAUGUUAAAGGAUUUGUUAUCGGGAAUCUUCCACCUCAUCCUCCUCAUUAUGAACUGCUAAGGCUGACACUUCGUGACAAGGAUAGCUAUUCCCAUCUGACUUUGGAUGAGAUUGCUAAGUCUUUUCGUCUUCACGAGUUUGAGAUUUCCUUUGUCAACGGCUCUGAUUUGGUCCUUGGGCCCAUGGUUUCACCACCGGCAGAUCCCUCUGUCCCUCGUUCAGCUCGUUCUUUUCCCGAGAAGUAUGACGGGUAUCGUCCUUGGAUUUUUAAUCUUGUUGCUUCUCAUGAGUCUGCCCCUGCUUCUUCUGCUGGGACUGCUCCAGGAUCUGCUGGUAACUCUUCUUUCCAGAAAAAGGGUAAAUUGAAUGUUGUUAUUGAUCUUGAUGCUUUGGAUGAGGAUCCAAAGGCUGCUGACGAGGUACCAGGUGACGAAGACAUGGAGGAUAUCGAGGAUACUCGUCUCAGUCCUCAUUUGGAUGAUAUUGAUCAGGAUUUUGCCAAAGAUAACCCUAGUCCCUUCCGAGCUACCUCAGUUGAGGGUGAGAACCUUCUUGUUGGUACUGGUGCUCAGUUGGUCAAGCAUGUUAGCGUUCAAGCCCCGCUCCUACACUUUCUUUGA